Messenger RNA from Acanthoscelides obtectus, 969 nucleotides. The record is from the annotation of a GenBank genome assembly. Lineage: Eukaryota; Metazoa; Arthropoda; Insecta; Coleoptera; Chrysomelidae.
AUGGAACUCAACCGAGAACAUUUUCGCGCCAUAAUUUAUUACAACUUUCAGCGACAACUAUCGCAACAAGAAUGUCUCGCUGAGUUACUGUAUGUUUUCGGCAACGAAGCGCCACAUCAGUCUACAAUUUCCCGCUGGUAUGGAGAAUUCAAACGUGGACGGGUGAGUCUUAGCGAUGAUCCCAGCGUGGGUGCACCAAAAAUGGCAGUUAUCCAGGAAAACGUCGAUGCUGUGCGCAAACUCAUCAUUAAAGUCAGACAUGUGACAUAUCGCAAGAUUGAGGCGUCCUUGAAGAUCUCAAAGACCUCAAUUCAAAAAAUUUUACAUGAAGAAUUACGAGUAAGAAAAUUAGUUUCUCGUUGGAUACCCCACCUGUUGACUGAAGAGCAGGAAGCAGCCAGGGUUAAUUGGUGUCAAAAAACGCUUGACCGUUUCAAUUCCGGAAACUCAAAAAAUGACUACAGCAUUUCGGCUGCUUGGGUGUUCCAAGGUGAAGAAAAGCCAACAAAAAUGGUCGCGACAUUUGUGUCUAAAGCGGGUCAUAUUGCAACAAUUCCUCUUAACGAGCAAAGAACUGUUACUGCGGAUUGGUAUACCACCAUUUGUUUGCCAAAAGUCAUCACCGAGCUUCGAAAAAUCAACCCCGAAAGAAGAAUCACCCUCCACCAAGACAAUGCAAGCUCGCACACAACCCAAAAGACAGGGCAGUAUUUAAAGGAAGAAAACGUGGAAUUAUUGGACCAUCCUCUAUAUAGUCCCGAUCUAAGUCCUAACGAUUCCUUUACUUUCCCGAAAAUUAAAAACAGACUGCGUGGUCAAAGGUUCCAGUCACCAGAGGAAGCAGUUGACGCAUUCAAAAAUGCCGUUUUGGAUCUGCCAGCAAACGAGUGGAAUAAGUGCUUCGAAAAUUGGUUCGAGCGCAUGCAGAUGUGUAUUAAUCUUCGUGGAGAAUACUUCGAAAAACAAUAA